This is a messenger RNA of Amoebophrya sp. A120, 3020 nucleotides long. NCBI's taxonomy places the organism in Eukaryota, Dinophyceae, Syndiniales, Amoebophryaceae. The record is from the annotation of a GenBank genome assembly.
CGGAGAUAUGUCAGAAAGUUUGUCUAGUUGUUUUGGACAGUGAGAGAUGAGCAGAUAGAAGUUCUUCUAACUAGUUAAGCUGUUGGCGCUGGUACAACUGAGUUCAUCAACAACUUGUGCUUGCUUCAGGAAAAACAUGAGCUGACAUUGAUUCUUUCUGCGGUAGUUCGGGUCACACUCUUCACACCAUCGAUUCUGUUUCUGUCCGGACGCACCCGCGGAAAAUAACCGGUUGCUGUUGUCUUCCGGUAAUUCUUCCGCACGAUACCAACUAGAUCCAUUGUUCGUUCGAAGGAGACACAAAUCACGCCUGCUCUCCUGGUGAAAGAUUGAGAAGUUCUAGUAACAGGAGCACCAUCAAGAACACAAGCGCGAACACACACACACCGCCAUCCUCAUCCGCGCAAGUAGACAAAUUUCUCCUGCUUCCACCUCCACAGCGGGCACUAUACAACCUCCGCCGCCGCCACUAUGUCGUCCGAAAUUUGGGAGCAGCAUAAGCAGAAUGGGAAUGAUAUGGAUGUGCCAGGAUCGAAAUCGACAAAAUCGAAAAACUUGUGAUGCAUAGAAUGUAGAGCACUGAAGGCCUGUACUGGGGAGCAGGCAUAUGAGACCGAGUGUAAGCCUCUUUAGGGGUAUGCAAUGUGCUGCCAGAGUAGCAUGACAGGAGCAGCCUUCUUUGCCCAAACAGCAUGACAGACUGGAUUUGGGUGCUCCCGAAAUUUGUCAUGCGCCACUUGAAAACUGAGGCUCCAACUAGCAUUGAUUUUGUGCAUCACAAAUUUUUUGAUUUUGCCAAUGAAUUUCGAUUCUGACACUUCCAUAAGUGAGCAUUUUAAGAAAAAGGAGUACGAAAAAGCGAUCGAGCAAUUUUCCAAAGCUAUCGAACUGAAAUAUGAACUGCAAAACAAGUAUCGUAGUCGUAUAAAUGCAUUACAAAUUUUCCUCAGCAUGAGAAGUAAAAGUUGGAAUGCGGAGUUCCCUUUAGAAAAGGAUUUGUAAUGCACACAAGACUUGCAUUUAUACCAGUGCGAUACUUUUGCACAGGAUGUGAAAACCGACAACGCCAUCCUUUUCUCCAACCGCGCCGCGUGUUACCAGUUUCUAUCCACAGUAAAUUUCCUGUACACGACGUAGGUACAAAUGCGGUUUCUGCAUGACAAAACUUGCCUUCGAUCCUAGUCCAGCAUGACAAGUUGGCCUCUGCCAGGUAGCGAAGUUUGUCAUGCAUUUUUUACAUGUACAGGAAAUUUACAUUGCAUAGUUUCAAAAACAAUACGACAAAGCACUAGCCGAUGCGAAGAAGGCCACGGCGUUGGAUCCAAAAUGGUGGAAAGGGUGGUCCAGAAGGGCCGGGGCGGAACAGUGUCUGGAAAAGUACGCAGACGCAAAAAACAGCUACGAGAGGGCGAUACAGUUCAUACCGGCAGAGGAGGGUGGUGGGGAAACGAAAACGAAAAAAUCAGAAUUGGAAGCGGAAUUGAAGAAAUGCAAGGACAAGCUGAUACAGGUCGGAGGUCUGAUAAGAUUUGUAUUGCAUGAGCAGGAAUCGACAAGCUUAUGCAGAUUACGGAUAUCAAUAUCAAGAACUUCUACAGGGAGCCUUUAUUUCAUCAUGUUCAGCAACAUUACACAUGGUUUACUAACGCAACCUAAAUAACCUCUCUUCAGGGCAACAUGGAGGGUCUGAAAUUCACCGACAUCCAGAAAGAACUCCGCCAGUCGCUCGAGCGUCUCUCCCUGGAACAGCUUCGGGACGAAGCGCGAUCUGUAUGACAGUGCACAACCCCCCUCCCCUUCAUUUGUGUGCUGACAUAACCAGCAAUACAAGCAUCAGCAAGAAUGCAGGUUUUGCAUGAGUAAUUCGCACAGGAAGGUAGUGCCAUUUGAGAGGCCCAAACUUGUCAUGCAAACAGUGCAAAGCGGCAAAGCGUGGCUUUGGCAUUUUGCAUGACAAGUGAGGGGGACGGGGAGUUGUGCGCCCUCAUAAUCUGCCGGAAUUUUGGAUGUUUCAAACCAAGACAGCUCCGAGGAGCUGAUAAGGGUAAUUCUCGCUGCGGAUGCGAAGGCGGCGGACGACGAAAGGAGAAGAAGGCAAUGGAACAAGUGGUGCAUCUGCUGCAAGAGGGGGGACCAGGUACAAUCAUGUAAUGAUUUGUUCGGGUGGUCGUGAGAGUAGCAUGACAAACCUCUCUUUUCAAUCAUGCGAUCGUAGCAUGACAAACUUGUUCAGGUAACCCCCGAAGACUCCGACGACCAGGCACCGACCUACGCGGGACCGCAAUCGAGAGGAGAGAAAUACUUGGUGCAGAGGAAGAAACGGAUGCUAUCGUGAGAGAAAACAAGUGUUACAGUUACAUACUCUGAUGGGAGACAAGCAACACAGACAACCUCUGUCAUGCAGGAAAUGCCUAGCAACCUCAUUUCAAAUUCAUUCGUCGUGUUUCCCCUUGUAAUCUGGGCAUCGCAGGCUUUCUUUCUUGCCAUUUCGAGCAACUUUGUGAUGCAGAAACUCCACCAACAAUAAUGUGUAACUGCAACACGACUUUUCUCCUGUGAUAGAUGCAGGCUUUGCAGGAGUACGACAUCAACAAGUUAAAGAAGAUGUGCAAGUCGAAAAGGAUCGAGUACGAGAGAUGGUGGCAAGUAUCGGAUUUCGCUAACGCGAUAAUUCAACUCGAGGAAAAGCAAGCCGCAGAUCCGGAUUACCAGUUGCAGAAAAAUUUGAAGAUUUUGGGUGUAGUGUCGUUUCUGAUUUUGGUGGUCGCCGUCGUGUUGAUUCUGAUAGCGGCGUGAAGAACAAGACGGGAAAUAAACAAGCAACACGAACAUCAUGAGGGAGAUGGUGGGUUCGUUUCAAAACAUAAGGAUAAAAAGCCGCUGUACUAAAACCAAACGCAACAACAUGGUGGACUGGAUUGAUUACAACUUCCUUUGCGCAGGAGGUGAUCAAAAGUUCUUGCAGUAUGUGUAUCGAAAAUCUUCAUGAUGAAAAGUAAGCAAGUAGUACUUGGUUAGAU